Messenger RNA from Photinus pyralis (common eastern firefly), 3179 nucleotides. RefSeq names its product venom carboxylesterase-6-like. The coding region runs from base 118 to 1806 and encodes 562 amino acids. The record is from RefSeq and is a predicted model, not a curated record. Lineage: Eukaryota; Metazoa; Arthropoda; Insecta; Coleoptera; Lampyridae. The transcript has 10 exons.
UAAUUAAUUUAUUUAACGAUGUCUAAAGUUUAGAUAACAAUAAAUUGUGUAACUAUAUUAUUCUCAAUCUAACAAAAAUAAUUAGUAUAUAAAUUACUUUCUUAAAUUCGGCGAAGAAUGACGACAGUAAGGAUCCUUCCCUUAAUUUUGGUAUUGUUUCGAAUAGUUAACGUGGAGGAGUCUAACGUACUUGUGAAAACAAGGCAUGGUGUUUUGAAGGGUUAUGUGAGAGAAACGUGGAGAGGUAGGUCGAUUUUGGCCUUUCAAGGUAUUCCUUACGCACAACCUCCUGUUGGGGGUAGACGCUUUCAGCCGCCUGUUCCCGUCGAUGCAUGGGAAGGUGUCUUGAGUGCCAAUAAGUCGCACGCAUUUUGUCCUCAACGAGACGUAUUCGGGGACGAUAGCAAAGUAUUUGGGGACGAAGACUGUUUGUUCCUUAAUAUUUAUACACCAAAGACCGCGACCUUUGAGCCCCUACUUUUACCAGUGAUCGUGUAUAUCCAUGGGGGAGGUUUCACAAGUGACAGUGCUAAUCCUGAGUUGUACGGGCCGGAUAUCCUUCUCGACAAGGAUCUAGUUUUGGUUACAAUUAAUUAUAGACUAGGUGCUCUGGGCUUUUUGAGCUUGGAGGACGAUGUCCUCCCUGGAAAUAACGGGUUGAAAGAUCAAAAUCUUGCGUUAAAGUGGGUAAAGAGCAAUAUUAACAGAUUUGGAGGAAAUCCGAAUAAAAUCACGAUCUUUGGCAAUUCUGCAGGUGGAGCCAGCGUCUAUUAUCACAUCCUUUCUCCCGCCAGCAAAGGCUUAUUCCAUGCGGCCAUCUCCAGCAGUGGAAUUGCUACGAGCUCUUGGGCUUUGGAAAAGCGCGGUGAAGCACGGAAACGUGCCCAGAAGCUCGCUAAACAACAUAAUUGCCCCACCUCAUCCAGUCAAGUAAUUUUAAAGUGUUUGCAGCGUGUUAAUGCGGACGACAUUGUACGACAUGUCCACAAAUUGAUGGAGUUUAGCAACGAGAACAGCAUACCGUAUAGACCAGUGAUUGAACCUAAAAUACCUGGGGCAUUUAUAAGCGACCACCCAAUUGACAUAAUUAAAUCCGGACAAUUCGCCCAGGUUCCAUAUAUUAGUGGAAUGACCAAAAAUGAAGGUGCUAUGAAAUCUGCUGCCUUUUAUGCAAACGCCACCUUGAUAGAUAUACUUAACGAAAAAUUUGACGAUAUUGCCCCAUUUCUGUUUUUCUACAAUACCUUCGAUUUCAAACGGAAGGUUUCAAGAGUAAUACGCAGAUUUUACUUCCAGGAAAAGUCCAUCGAUAACAGCACCAAAUCGGAACUAACCGACGUUAUUACAGAUGAGCUAUUCUACUACCCUCAAAGAGCCACCGUCGAACUACAUUCCGCCGUUUCCAGUGCACCGGUAUACUUCUACUUGUUUGGCUACCGAGGUACAGAGAGUUCGUCCAGAUAUUUUGGCGAUCCCACGCACGACUAUGGUGUCUGUCACUGUGAUGAUUUGACCUAUCUGCUAAGCAACGAUUACUUCGACAACUACAGACCGUCGCAAGCGGAUUUGAAGAUGAACGACGUUAUGACAACGCUACUGUAUAAUUUUGCAAAUUCUGGGGAUCCAACACCAAAAACGGAUUCGAUAAUUACUAGCAAGUGGAAGCCAGUUCACAAAAAUAAGUUUAGAUACUACGCGAUUAUGAGGUAUGAUGAAAUUGACAUGAAGAGGCAGCUGUUCGAGGAACGGUAUCACUUUUGGAAGACGAUACCGACGUUUGCACAACUGAGCAGCGCCGCUGAUUAGGAACUGCAAAAUUAUUAGGAAAACAAACAGGAAUAUUGCGGUUACGGGCCGGUUUAGCAUGUUAUCAGAUUAUUAUCUAAAUAGUUGUUUACGUACCAAGUAAAUUUAAGAUGUCCCUUACUGACUGAGGAUUUUUUAUAAAUUCUAGCAAUGUGACGUAAAACGAUUAAUCUGAGGUCAGAUGCGUCAGUAACAAUGUUUACAUCUGAAUAUUGACGUUCGUUUAUAUGAAAGUAAAGUGGUUUGUAUAUGGAUGCUAUUACUAUAGCAUCUUCAUAAAACUCGAUAGCGAAAGGUGUCAAUAGCAACUUGGGUAUGCUAACUUAAUUUAAUGCCAACAAUAAAUCGAGCUCAUUAUCAAACUGAUCAGGUUCUCCUAGGUUUGGAAGGAGCCUGCAAAGCGAUCAAAAAGCUCUAGAAUGAACUACAAGGCGAUUUCCACAGCAUUUUUUGAAUCCAGUCUAAAACAACUCCUUGGAAUCGAGAAAGUAUUUUUUAGAGAUAUUGCAAGCACCUGAGAAUUUCAGGAGGGGUUUGGAUGUUCUAAAGGCGCUAAAGCGCUGGAAGAACGAUAGGAUCCUUUGGAGAGUCUUGUGGGCUCUUUUCAUUACCCCUCAAGUGCUUUUAAAUAAUUGAAGCUUUGCAAGUUCUGAAAGCAAUGGACACUGUAAUUAAAGAGCUACUACAGCGCUCUGUGAUUAUCCUGAAAAGCCUUCAUGCUCAGAAAUCAAGUUCUAUCCUAGAGAAAUCAUGUUCUAUCUUAGAGCGCUUUUGAGUUGGCCUAUAAAACAUUAUAAAGGAUCAGGAAAGCUGUAGAUGGCCUAGUAGAUAAGUCUGGAAACAGUCUCAUAAGGUUCUCGAGAGGAACACUAGCAUACCUUUGGAAGCCUAGAAUAGCUGGCAAGCAUUAGAAGUCUUUCAAACCUUCUAUCUUAACGUGUUUACCAGAGUAUCUUCAAAAUGUUUUGAAAGAAUAACGCCCGAAUGCUUUAGGAAGUUUUCUAUGUUCUACGGUUAGUGUUUUGCAUAGCUUUCUAAUGCCAUUCCAAAGGGAUUCCUAAAGGGAUAUUUAAUGCUAUAAUUUCAUAGUGAACGCAAAUUGGUCGGUCGUUUUGGCAACCUCAUUCAAAGAAAAUUGUAAAAAGUUCGAGGUUAUAAACCGUUUUCGUCAGAUACGCACACGUGCAAAUUCGAACUACCGCCUAGAUUUAUACAAUUACAAAGGGACGUUUCUGACGAAUAACUCAUAGUUAAAAUGGCGUUUCGACUAGUAAACAACUCAAUUCAAAAGCAAAAAUGAAUCAGUUUCAGAGUUUGGCCUUUAUAUGUUAUAUGUGUAUAUGUUUUAUUAUUUAUAUACUUUUUUUGUGGGA